AUGUCGCGCAAUGAAGCGGUGUCGCCGCUGCGCAUCAACAAGACACCUACUCCCUCGCCCACAAAGGGAAGCGGCCGUCCCCUGUCAGAAAUCAGCCCCCAUGAGCACCGCAGGAACUCUCCCAGCUGGAAUCAGACAACAAAGAAGAUUAUCCUCACCAAGGAGAGCUCGCCAUUCCGCGACUCUUCGCCUUUUACUCACAGCCCGCGUCUCUUCUGGAAGGAGCAGACCACCUCGCCCAAGAGCCGCUUCGACACGUCGGAGAACGAGUACGAGGGCAGCUCGCCUCUCUCGCCCAAGCGCAACUCCAUCGAGAAUCUGAAGAAGCAGUCGCGUGUCAAGAACAGCAGUAUGUUCGCGCGCGAGCAGAAACACGAGUACGAUCCUACCUCGGUCCAACCACUCGACCGCCCACUCGCUGCAGGACGCCCUCUCAGCACCGCUAUCCAGGGCAAUGCCUAUGGCGGCAAUGGCCUCCAGGGCCUCCGUAGUGAGAACGAGAGCCCCACAAAAGGUCACCACCACAGCCGGUCUGAGAGCCAAACACGGAUCCCCAUCCUGAGCCCGUCCAAGACGUCACCAGCAAAGCUCCCCACACAAUCCUCAUUCGCUUCACCAUCAAAGCCUUCUCCGUCUGAGGGCCGCAUGUCGCCGACCAAAUCUUCGCUUGUCAGCAACGGUCGCUUCAACUCGCCGCAGUACAACGGUGACUCCAGCGCCAUCAUGUCAGAUGACGAAGAGCUCGUUCAUCAGACUCCCCGCCCACUGCGCCGUCAUGCUAAGAGUGUGACUUUCGACACAGCUCCACCCCAAAUUACAGAGUUUGAGUUGGUCACACCCGACCCUUCGGUCGCCACUAUGUCACGAGACGGCAGCUACGACUCCGAAGAGGAGACAGAAGAGGAGAUGAGCUUCGACCAGGAUGACAGCUUCGACGCUUCACUAGAGGACACCGAUAAGACUCCAGUUGUCCUGCCUGAGGACUGGCGCCACAUGAGCCCGCAAGCCGCAGACACUUCUCUGACCGAUCUCUACGAUGAUGUCUUUGACGGGCGUGAGAACAGUCCCAUGCCUUCAGCACGCCCAAAUGGCACGACCAACGGAUCGCGUGUCGGCUCAGUAGCGUCUGACAGCGAUGCUAGGCCACUUCCUCCUCUUCCCGCCAUACAAGGUAGCCCCAACCGACGGCGCGACUCCAGCAUUGGCCUUUCCGCUGCCGCAGAGCGAGUAGGCGAUAGGCGGCGCUCCCUUCCUCAGCUUCCGCAAGCAGCUGGUAUCUCUAAGAGUGAUCUUCUCAACAUGCGAGAGGUGUCUAUGUCGCUUGAGGAUCGGUUGCGGUUGAUGAACUUCGACGACGAUCGUGAUACAAGCACACCGACUCAGGAGAUGCAAAACAAGAAGAAGGCUGCAGAGGUUGACGUUGCAGAAGUGGACGUUACAGAGUCGGAGCUAACGCUUGACGAGCCGAAGAUCCCGCGUAUCUCUCGCGAAUCCAUCCUCCGCCGCGUCAAGAGCCGCACCUUCGACGAGGGUGAGGACGACGAGCAAGAGGAAGAGGACGACGAGUACAGCACAUUUGAGCCCGAGUACAGUCCUGAGCGCAGCUAUGGCGACCUUGCUGACUUGGACCCCGAUGUCCCCAUUCCGUCACGUGAGGCCUCCUCCAACUUCGACGAGCAUCCGCGUCAAGUCUCUGUCAGCGAGGCCGAUAGCGUCGUCGACGCUUACAGUUACCACAACGCAGACAGGGCAGAAGAUGACCAUGCCGAGGAAAGUGAUGUAGAUGGCAGCUCAAUGUCUCAGCUUGAAGACUACGAACGCGAGUCCUCUGUCAUUCGGCAUCCAAUGCCUCAACACUCAGAUGACGAAGAUGAUACUAGCCAAUACUCGCCUCAACCUGACGAACCGUCCAUUGCGCAGAGUACCAUCGACUCCUCUGGCCCAUCAACGCCCGUUGCCGCUCCCUCUUCCCCUGUCUCGGCAGAGAAGCAGGUGCCACAGGAUGAGAUGUACUCCACAUUCGAAGGCAAGGACGUGGACCUUAGCUUGGAUCCUCUGAAGGCGUCUAUGGCGACAGCACCAAGUCCAUUGGACUCAGUCCCUAAGCUAGAUGCCAUGCGCGACUUCCUACGACGACCUGUCACGCCUGAAGCUCCCGACAUGGACGAGGAUCAGUCGGAAUCGGAGGACCCUGGUACUCCAGAUUCUGUCAUUCGUCACCCCAUGCCUGUCUCCCCGGCUCCUCAAGAGAACGCUCCAGAGGUCCCUCAACGGGAAGCCACCAUCCGAGGUGCAGGUGGAAAGUUGAAGACGCGGCCAUCACUGAUUCCCGACGAUAUUGACAUGGCCGCUACACGCCGCCAGGUUAGUGGCCAGCAUGCGCCUCCUGUUCCUGAACGCAGUCCAAAGCGCCAAUCAAUGAGUCUCGAGCUUGGCAACGCCGACGACGAGAGCCAUGAUGAAGACGAUACGCAAGUGAGCAUCACAACCAAGCAGAAUCGCAUGUUGGACUUGCAGCUCGGUGAUCUUAACCUUGGUGACGAUUCGACUGACCUCAGCUUCGGGCUGGACAAGGAGUUUGACCACAUCAUUGAGUCACAAAAGGUACGAAAUCUCUUUCCUAUUCCCUCGCUCCCCAGAUUGCCUGAAUCCAUCGCUGCUGUCGCGGACACAGCUUGUCAGAUGUCUGGUGGAAGAUUUAUUCACAGGCACAGUCCCGCUAACGACAUGGUUCACGAACAGAAAGGAUACUUGAUGCGCGAGAACACAAAGGUCGUUGUUGCGAGCAGUCGCCAAUUCAGCGACGAGAAGCCUCCUACUCCUACCGAGGCCACGAGCGAGGCAGCUGCCAAGCCUGUCUCUCGUAAGACGAGCGCCGAGCGCAAGCCUGCCUGGACAAAGGAGCCUUGGAAUGGUAAGCCUCGUAGGAAGAGCAUCCGAACGGCAUCUGGUCGUCGUACUCGCACCUCCGAGGGCCCAGCUCCACCUCUUCCUGGCCAAGAAUCCGCUGUCGCUGGCGGACUAGACUCCGUUGCUGAGCAGGGAGUGGACGGCGAGCCUGAAGAAGGUGAGGAGCGCGGUUUGGUUUUCGUCAAGGUUGUGGGGGUUAAGGACCUCGACCUUCCCCUGCCAAAGCAUGAGCGUACCCACUUCCAGUUGACGCUCGACAACGGCCUGCACUGCGUCACAACAUCUUGGUUAGAGCUUGGCCAAUCUGCUCCCAUCGGGCAAGAGUUUGAGCUUGUCGUCAUGGAUGACCUUGAGUUCCAGCUUACACUGCAAACUAAGUUGCAGCCUCCAGCGGUGCCCCAGGUUGUCGCUGCGCCUACUGCUAAGGCCGUAAACCACAAGAAGUCACACUCUGCUUUCCGCAACCUCCUCUCAUCGCCAAAGAAGAGGAAAGAGCAGGAACGCAAGGCUCAAGAGGAGGCUGAUCGCAUCGCCCAACAGGAGCAUCAGGAAGCUCAAGCCGCCGCCAAACGUAAUCAAAAGGCCACCGCAUGGGAUCUUCUCCACGACCUUGUCGGACCCGACGGCUCUUUUGCCCGUGCCUACGUUUGUCUCAACAACCAUGAGAACCAAGCUUAUGGCCGUCCCUUGACCGUUGAUAUUCCCUGCUUCAAUGAGUGGGCUGUCGACAACACCGGCGCCAGCAGUGUCAAGAGUAAGCGUGGAGGUGUUGUUCGUCGUCCACCUUACCGGGUGGGUAAACUUACCCUUCAGCUUCUGUAUGUCCCCAAGCCCAAGAACGCAAAGGAUUCGGACAUGCCCAAGAGCAUGAAUGCUGCUAUCCGUGAGCUCAAGGAAGCUGAGCAAGUCAAGGACAUCAGCUUCGAAGGCACCUUGAGCCAGCAGGGUGGAGAUUGUCCGUACUGGCGACGCCGAUUCUUCCGCCUGGAGGGUACAAAGCUUACCGCUUACCACGAGUCUACACGGCAACCUCGUGCUACUAUCAACCUGGCCAAGGCCUCCAAGCUCAUUGACGAUAAGAGCGCCCUUCAGCAGCCAUCUGCUACAAAGUCUGGUGGUCGUCGCAAGUCCGGAUUUGCUGAUGAUGAAGAAGGCUACAUGUUCGUAGAAGAAGGCUUCCGCAUUCGUUUCGCCAACGGUGAGGUCAUCGACUUUUACGCCGACAGCCGCGAACAAAAAGAGGCCUGGAUGAAGGUGCUCUAUGAGACUGUUGGCAAAGACAUUGCUCAGAACAAGGGCUGGGCUGCCAUGGUCCUUGAGAAGGAGCGCAAGGAGAAGGCUACGCGGUCACAGAUUGGCGCACCAAUCUCACCAACCAAGUCGCAUCCAGUGCCAAAUUCACCGAGUGUCAACCGCCGGCCUUCUCACGCACGCACCCAAUCUCACGACAUAUUAGGCUCAAUCAAAUCAGGCCCAUCAAGUCCCGUCAAGGGGCACGCCCGCACACAGUCGCAUGCGCCUCCUCCACCUCUAAAGGAUGUCCGCAUGUCACACGCACCACCCCCACGACCGCGAACCCAGGAGUCAGGGAAGCCGGGACGGACAGCAUUUAGUGUCCACCCACCUUCCUACGCACGCUCAAGAUCCGAUCCGUACACACCAGGUCCCAUAUACACACCCUGCUCACUACCAUAUCGUGGCGGACACCAACACCAACGUCAGCGAACUCGACCCUACCCUCGGUACGGAGGACCAGAUAUAGAUAUCUCAGAAGAGAGUGACGAUAGCGAGAGCACAGACUUGAAUAUGAUAGAAAGCAGAAGUUCAAGAGGCAUGCGACGUCAAGUAUCCAAACGCUUUCCCGGCGGUAUGAUGGGUGGUGGUGGCAUGUCGGGAAUGAAACGCAGAGGUGGACUACGGGGUUCUGAAGGUAUGAAUCCGAGACCCAGGUCUGCGCCUGAGAUGCAGAUGGGCAGUAUGCCAAUGGGUAUGCCUGGGAGUCCAAGAAUGGGGGGUAUGGAAACUAUAAGGGGACUGGGUGGUAUGGGCGCGAUGGGGGGUAUGCAGCCACCUGGUAUGCCUCCAGAAUACACAUCAACUCCAUCGAUGCCUCAGUUUGGUGCUGGCGCGGGCAUAAACCCGUAUGCAGAUAUGGAAAUAGCUCCCAGCCAGUCAUCAUCACCACGAAAUAGUCCAGACACAUCUCAGCCCACACGGCGAGCUGGCCGCAAAACACCAAAACACUAUGAGCAUAUCCCAAAGGGGGCAUACGCCAAUACCGAGAAACAUGGACGAAAAUCGCGCUCCCGCGCGGACCCGCAAACGUCAGCCCGUCUAAACCGCGGCCAACCUUGGAAUAAGCAGGUUGGCCCUUCAGGGGGCGAGUUGCUUGGGGGCGACGCCUUCCUUGACGCCUGUAUUUGCACCACAGCUUGCAACUGCAGGAAAAGCGAGCGCGUCAUAUACCUUGCACGAAAUGACCCCCGUAAAGGCAGCGACUCAGACGAGGAGGAUUAUACCUACGGUAGCGGUGAGAUCAGGUACAUACUGAAAACAGAUCUAGGCAAAGACUGUGGAGAUCACUCGGGCUGCAAGAAAAGCGAGAGCAGUGACAGCGAAAAAGAGCAGAAGAGCAAGAAGAAGAACAAGAAGGACAAGAAAAAGGAAAAGAAGCGGAAAGACGAGUUCGACGAGUUCAAAGAGGAUAUACUAGAAGCGCUCAAUGGGUUGCAAGACCUGAAGAAGGACAGUCACCAACGAGAUAGAACCGAGAGCGGCCCCACAAGACAAACUUUUGGAGGGGCAGGCAUAAGGCCGAGUGCGUUCUCGAUCAACGAUAUGGAUAUGAGUCCACGAAUAGCCCAGCAGAUGGGCAUGAUGAACGGUGAUCCGUACGGCACGGGUCGGAUGCCACCUGGCAUGGCUGAUCCAAUAGGUAAAUGGCGCAUGCAUCCUAGUAUGGAACUGGGUAGAAUGGGCGGUGGCAUGGAAAAUACUGGCUUUGAGAAUGACAUGGGUGAUAUGGGUGACAUGGGGAUGAUGGGAAAUCCAUACAUGCAACCUGGCAUGAUGAACAAGAAGGGUAUGCGGCCCAGCUUCAUGUCGCAUCGUGGGGCGAAGGCAGGCAGACAGUUCAGCAAUGGCGGCAUGAGAAUGGACAUGGACAUGGAUCAAAUGGCCGCAAUGUAUGGCAGGGCCAUGGGAGGUGGCCGCGGAGGUAUGAUGAUGAUGGGUGGUGGAGGUAGGCGAGCCAACUUAGACUCGGAGUCUGAUGAUUUCGAUCUUAGGGUCGGGCCUUCAAUGCGGUCAGGCAUGCGACAACAAGCUGGCCGUGACCGGGCCGGACGUGGCAGUAGGAGACCAGGCAAUGAAGACAAGGAUAUCCCAAUCAGGCGUGACUUCGGAGGCAGCCCGCUUGCAAGGGCCAACGGCAGUCAGGAUCGAGGCAAGCAGCCCCGAGUUGAUACAGAUGACGACGAUGCUUAUUGA
Molecule: messenger RNA, 6399 nt
Organism: Alternaria burnsii
Lineage: Eukaryota; Fungi; Ascomycota; Dothideomycetes; Pleosporales; Pleosporaceae
Product: gtp binding protein
Exons: 5
Coding region: 1-6399 (2132 amino acids)
Molecular function (GO): GTP binding
Source: RefSeq, a predicted model, not a curated record